AUGCCCGUCCCAACCGCCGAACUCUACGAUAAAGAGCAAGCCAACGAGCGUCAAGCCGGCUCCGCGGGCCACGCUUCCCUCGCCUCGACUGACACCAGCAGCGGUCGCCACCUCGGAACCGGCACCGGCGGCACCAUCAGUGCGCCUGGAUCCUCCUCCUCGCAGGACGAGAGCGCGCUUAGCAAGGAGGAAGCCGACCGGCUGUAUGAGGAGCGGAUGGAGGAGGAAUAUGCCAAGAGGGAAGGCGGUGCAUAA
This is a messenger RNA of Penicillium cinerascens, 255 nucleotides long. RefSeq lists its product as uncharacterized. The coding region runs from base 1 to 255 and encodes 84 amino acids. The transcript has a single exon. The record is from RefSeq and is a predicted model, not a curated record. NCBI's taxonomy places the organism in Eukaryota, Fungi, Ascomycota, Eurotiomycetes, Eurotiales, Aspergillaceae.